AUGCAGUUAUUCCCAAACUAUGGCGAUGCCGAAAAACAGAACAAAAUUUACACGCGCGCGCGUGCUGAGAUGAUUCAAAAAUGGUGCUCAAGGCUCCGCCAUGCGGCGGCCCUUUAUUCCGUUCCUAAGCCUCACCACCACCGUCACUCUAUCAUUUCCGGUCGCCUUCUUCACACUUCCCCCAACUUUCUGCACAAACCCCACAUAUCCUCCCAUUCCAUAAUUUCCCCCAAUUUCAAGCUUCCUCUCAAUGCCCCUCCCUUUCCGCAGCUAGUUGAUCCAAGUGCGGCAUAUCACUGUCAAGCAGAGGAAAAGGAAGUUAAAGAGUCGUUUAAAGGAAGAUUUAGGGUAAUGAAUGAUGGAAAGAUCAGGCGCUGGAAGGAGGAGAAGAGGCAUAAUGCAUUCUCAAAGGUUUGCGCCACAACACUAAUUGGCAAAGUACCCCUUUAUGACCCCACCUCUAUUGAGCGACUCGUAAUUUGGCGAAUAAUCGAACGCGACCCACGAAUUCUGUUUAGGCUCCCAUCUAUACGCACUCUCCUCAUCGAAUUUCCAAUCGCAGGUCUUGUACUCGUCACUCGUGCAGUCGUAGUUGUAUUUGUACGCGACAAACGUGCCCAUAUUUGUCGAGCAGUUGAACAUGGUGGACGAUGGGUAGAUCACUCGUUUGUGGACUUUGAACAUAUACUGGCCGCCCGAUUGGAGGUGGACCACGUCAAAAUUGUCGUCGAACGAGAAGCAACGUAUGCUGAGGUAGUUUGUGUGGUUGUUGGUGAGCACGACUGUUUUUCCCUCGUCCUUGGGCUUCGCGUGGGCCCGGCCCGGAAUGUCGGCCAUGAGGGCUGCGGCAGCAGCCACGAGGAGGAGGAGGAUGGCCAAGUUCAUGGUGGCGCUUGUCUUCGUAGCCUCCAAACGAGCCGCGGUUUUGCUAGAGGUAAGCUGCUCGUAAAGGUCCCUAAUCUUCAACCCAAUGAUCGUCUGAAAAAGUCCGGUCCCAUUGUUGCUGCCAGGGAAAUCCGCAUGCUUUAG
Striga asiatica is the source of this 1029-nucleotide messenger RNA. The record is from the annotation of a GenBank genome assembly. NCBI's taxonomy places the organism in Eukaryota, Viridiplantae, Streptophyta, Magnoliopsida, Lamiales, Orobanchaceae.